Molecule: messenger RNA, 2585 nt
Organism: Oncorhynchus gorbuscha (pink salmon)
Lineage: Eukaryota; Metazoa; Chordata; Actinopteri; Salmoniformes; Salmonidae
Product: cyclin-dependent kinase inhibitor 1B-like
Exons: 2
Coding region: 111-578 (155 amino acids)
Biological process (GO): signal transduction by p53 class mediator; regulation of mitotic cell cycle
Cellular component (GO): nucleus
Molecular function (GO): cyclin-dependent protein serine/threonine kinase inhibitor activity
Source: RefSeq, a predicted model, not a curated record
AUGGCAAGCAGUUAAAUAGAACUGCAGCAUCCUGAACACACAGUCCAGUUCCUCCUUUACACUGAUGAAGUGUACAGUUGGGAUUUUGAGAGAGAUUUACUUGUGCAUAAAUGUGUAGAACCAGAACAACCAUGGACAAGUGGAUUCUGAGCUCCCUGGGGAAAGGUCCUGCCAGACGGAACCUGUUUGGCCCAGUGGACCAUGAGCAGCUGCAGCAGGAGUACCAGAAUGCCUUGCGCAGAGACCUGGAGGACGCCUGCCACCGCUGGGGCUUUGAUUUCCUGUCAGAGAAGCCUCUGGCUGGGGGAGACUUCCAGUGGGAGGGGGUUCUAAGCACCAAGCUGCCUCUCCUCUACCAACCCUGCCUUUUGGGUCAGGAGGAGGCACAGAGGGAGGGAGGCCUGGUGGCCAUCACAGGGAGGGUCAGGGCAGGGCCAUUGCACCGUGGCAAGGAGAAUAUCCCUUGCACCCCUGAGAAGUGCGUAACCAACCACCAGAAUCUGGAGAAAACACCAGACAAGAAGGAGAACACGAACCACAACGAAAACAGACUGACGACGAAACAGACCGAAGACUAAACAGACCAACCUCACAGGCAGGAGUGUUGGUGUCGUGUGUGGAUGUAGGGGUUGGUUUUUGGGGAUGGGUUAUAUGUUGGUAGGGUUGAACUGCUGGUUUACUUUAAAAUUCCAUUUUGAAUAAGAAGUCCAAUGCUGACAAGGCCUCUAUUGGUUUCUGUCUCUGCAGAUUUCUACCAAGCCAAGAAGAGAGUGGUGGGUACGCAGUGUAAGUCAGGCCAGUGAUUUCAGGGCACACAGUCACAGCUGCCAGGGAGCCAACAGUCGGGACAGAACCACAGCAAACACUACUUCUCGCAGGAACCCACACACUGCACAGACACUGGACACAUAGAGUGGAUACUUACCUGGAGGAAUACAUAACCAAUACUUUAGACAAAUGCAGGGGGAAAUUAAACAACCUCUUUUAUUGCAUCCAUUACCAAUGCAUACUGUAAAAAUACAUAAAUGAGAUCCAUGUAUGCUUAACUGAUGUACUAAUGAUUUCAAUGUAAGGGGGCUUGUGUUCUUCCUGUGGUGAGGGAGGGACAUUCAAGUGGUACAAAUGAUGCAUCCAUGUUCAUUUGUGAGUCACGUAAGGACAUCCUCUAAAACCCUAUGACCUUUUGGUGUAAAGGGGACUUUUGCUAUAAGAGCUCACUGUCUGGACAGGUAAGUUCCUGUCUGACAUUCCACAGCACUGAAAUGGACCAAUCAAAGCCCUGCCUCUGGGUCUACCCUUAACCCCUCUUGUCUUGAUGACAUCUUGAAAUUAUGAAAACAUACUGUUUAUGGUAAAGGUUGAAUCUACUACAAUAUACUGUCACAUUGAGAGGACUCAUUGAAAAAUGACCCCAACAACACAAUAGCUUUUUACAAAGUAUUUGUGGUUCAUAUGUCCAAAUGUAUUGAUUGAUGUUAUUUUAUUUCAUGUUUUUUCAUUAUGCUGUAUUUCUUGUGAAGAGCGCCAGAAUCAUGUUAUUGUCUGUCUUUUGCAAGCACUUCCUGCCCAAAGUAUGUAUUUUUGUACAUAUUGUGUACAUUUGUGAAAUCUCAACAUGUACUUAUAGGAAACUAGUGGAAGAGUACCGUAAUGAAUAAGACUGUUAUGCUUAUAAUGCAAAUUCCUAUAUAAGAAAUGUCACCAAUGUCCCCCACCUUCUAUCUAACUGAGACAUUUUGCUAUAAUACUCCUGGGAAUUUGUUGAUGGGUACCUCCCCAAUGCUCUUUCAUGUUUUUCUGAACACAAGGCCAGACAUGAAAGUUUCCUUUGAAUAGUAUCAGAGAUCUAUGUUUUCUUUCAGUGUUGCUCAAUAUUUUUUAAUUUUGCCCACAGCAGGUGCAUCAAGGGACUCAAAUUAGUCAAGUGCAUGUAUGGUAUUUUAAUCUAAACAGGGAAAUUGAUUGCUCAAAAACACAUAGCUAUUUUAGAGUAUGCUACAGCCAAGUGUAAGUGCAGUAAAAUACACAUUAAGUGUUUUUAUCUGCCUCAAACUAAGGUCCAUCACGGACCACGGUUAUUUUUUGUUAUGAUGGCUGAUCCUUCUGCUAUUGGUCAUUUGAAUGGGGGUUAGACUCGUAUCUGUCAUGACAAUUCUUCUAAACUAAUAGCUUCACAGACCCUGAUAUUCUGCUUAGAACAUGCAUUAACACCAAAAAAUGCAUUUGUGUUUAUAGAUGUUGGUGCACAACUAAAAUAUAAUUUAUUGUGAAAUAAGGUAGAUAUGUGUACUUGGUUGUUAGAUUUGUUUUAAAUAAAUACAGUAUGUAUAUAUUAUCCUGAAGUACAUUUAUUGUUUCACCUUUGGGUGUCAUGAAAAUCUUUUGACCUGAAGAUAAGUAAACAAUAUUUAUAAAAAUGUUUCUCUCCACCUCAGUCAGGCAUCGAUUCUGAAAUCAAACAAAAUAUUUAUGUAAUACAGAUCGUAGUUCUAUGGAACCAUAUUUAUACUGAACAAAAAUAUCAAUGCAACAUGUAAAAGUGCUGGUUCCAUGUUUCAUGAGCUGAAAUAAAAGAUCUCCGUAUU